Messenger RNA from Bufo bufo (common toad), 2229 nucleotides. RefSeq names its product platelet activating factor receptor (gene PTAFR). Gene Ontology annotation, molecular function: platelet activating factor receptor activity; G protein-coupled purinergic nucleotide receptor activity. Gene Ontology annotation, biological process: G protein-coupled receptor signaling pathway; chemotaxis. The record is from RefSeq and is a predicted model, not a curated record. The transcript is spliced from 3 exons. NCBI's taxonomy places the organism in Eukaryota, Metazoa, Chordata, Amphibia, Anura, Bufonidae. Gene Ontology annotation, cellular component: membrane. The coding region runs from base 357 to 1412 and encodes 351 amino acids.
CUGCGAGUUCAAAUCCUCUGUAAAAGUGUGGGAUGGGACCUGGACUUCACCCAGAAAGCCCCAAGGGGCUCCAUCAUUUUCAAAAGUGUAUUUUCCACUGGUUGACUAUAUAACUCUUCUGGACUCUUAUGUGAUAAAUCUGUUCAUGAAAUUGCAAGCUUCCUCUUCACUGCCAUUUCCUAAUACAUUUAACAUUGUAGUCUCAGAUGCCUGAGGACAAUGAGUAGCGGCAUGAUCAGAAAUUGAAUAACAGACGCAGAUCACGUCAGUACAGUGGAGCCAAAAGCUUUACAUGAGAGGACACAGGUACAUACAUAAGUUUCUUGAAGACGUCUUGGAAUCUACAUGUAGUGAACAUGUCUCCACAAGCAAACAUCAGUAGAGAGGACCCAUGCAUGGUGGAUUCAGAAUUCAGAUACUCCCUCUUUACAGUGUCAUAUAGCAUCAUUUUUGUCAUUGGAUUCCUUGCAAACAGCUAUGUCUUAUGGGUUUUUGCUAAAGUUUAUCCAGCUAAGAGGCUGAGCGAAAUUAAAAUAUUCAUGAUAAAUCUAACGGUUGCUGACCUCCUAUUUUUGGUGACACUGCCUCUGUGGAUUGUAUAUUACAACUAUAGAGGGGACUGGAUAAUGCCGGAAUUUCUUUGCAACGUGGCAGGUUGUUUCUUUUUUAUCAACACAUACUGCUCUGUCGCCUUUCUUGGAGUCAUCAGUUACAACAGAUUUCAGGCUGUUACAAGACCUGUAGAGACUGCCCAGUCUUCUGCCAGAUGUAAAGCAAUAUGUAUUUCAACAUGUGUAUGGGUAGUUGUGUUUUUUAGCUCAUUGUAUUUUCUUAUUUUUCCUGGUACUAACCAAGUGCAGGCCACUGAAGGUCACAACUACACUAGAUGCUUUGAAGGAUACGAUGCUGACAACAGAGAUCCCGUGGCAGCCAUUCAUUUUGUUUUAAUUGCUGCCUUCUUUCUCGUUUUCCUCCUUAUUUUAGUUUGCAAUGUAGUGAUUUUUAAGACUUUAGUCAUCCAGUCAGUGCAAGCCAGGCAGAGUGCAGAAAUGAAGCGCCGUGCUUUGAACAUGGUUGCCACUGUUCUAGGUGUUUUUGUGAUAUGCUUUGUCCCACAUCACAUUGUUCAUGGACCCUGGACCCUUACCGUCUUAAGGUUGUGGCAUGAGAGAGACUGUGAAUUUCGGAAAGCCUUGAAUGAUGCCCAUCAAAUCACUCUAUGCAUUAUGAGCACCAACUGCAUGCUUGACCCAAUCAUCUACUGCUUCCUUACCAAGAAAUUCAGGAGGCACCUAUCUGACCGAAUCGAGAGCAUGCGAGGAACUCGUAAGUUUUCCAGAAAUACCACUGAAACAAACACAGAUGUUACACUUCCUCUCAAAGACAAGCAGACUGUUACAUGUGAUCUCUAGAACGAUGAUUACAAUUUAGUAAAGGUUUCAAAAGAACUCAUAUAUGUAUGGUACAGACUACUGACUUACCUAAAAACUGUGGUGGUAUUUGAUUUUAGUAGUCAAACAAGUGGGUCAUUGUAGAAUAUGUAUACUUAGAAUUAAUGAAACAAAUGCAAAAUAUAUAUACUGAUUAUGCUUGCUAAGAGUUUUUGGUUGUGUAGGUCAUAACAUUUCCAAUAUUCACUAGAAGGCUUAUUCUUACUUUGAUGUGUUCUUUUUUCUAUUAAAGGGGUCUUCCAAGCUCCCCAGGAUAGGUCAUUAAUGUCAGAACGUUGAGGCUCUGACAGCUUGCACCCCCGUCGCUGUUCCCUGCAGCCCCUGGAACUAGCAGUUUGAAAGGAACAGGAAGCACGUCUUCCUUUUAAAGGGUAGCGGCUGUGCUAGGUUACUACAGCUCAGCUCCCAUUCACUGCAAUGGGAGAUAGCCUACUGUAACCCAACUGAGCCACUACACUAUGAACGGAGCCAUGCUUCCUGUUCCUUUCAGACUGCUAGUUCCAGUGCCAGAGGCUGCAGGGAACAUCUGAUCGGACUUCACCGACCUGAUAUUAAUGAGCUAUCCAAAGGAUAGGUCAUUAAGAUCAGGAGCCUGGAAAACUCAUUUAAAUAAUUAAAUGUAGAUACUGAGUUCUGUCAUGGAUGUUUUUCCAUACACUAUAUUUUUCUGUGUCUUCAGGAGGAAAUAGGCCCCAAGUGAUGGAAGAGGUCAAGAAAAUCAGUAUAGCUCCUAUGGAUACCUGAAGAAAGUGGUGGAUUUGCUCUUUUCCUAAAAUUG